AUGAUUCUACAUCUACAGAGUGUCUUCCUUGCUUUAUCGGCCUAUCUGCAAUUCGCCGAUUGCCAUCAGAACCACGAAGACGGCCAACGUCCAAUUGAUUCCAGCGCCGCAGCGUCACUCGCGAAGUGGGAACAGGAAUGGGCAUUCGCAGGCAUUUCCACCUUUGCCCAUCUCAAACAUGUAAAGUGCCUCGUCGAGCCCGAUGAGCUCUUUGAUAUUGCCAUCAUCGGAGCGCCGUUCGACACAGCCGUUUCGUAUAGGCCGGGCGCUCGUUUUGGCCCGCGGGCCAUUCGCGCCGCCAGCGCCCGCCAGAUGCCAGGGCUUGGGUUCAACCACCGGGCAGGAAUUAAUCCGUAUAUGAGCUGGGCGCGGAUUCUGGAUUGUGGCGACAUUCCCGUCGUGCCAUUCGACAACAGCGUCGCGGAACGGCAAAUGUACGAAGCGUUCCUGGAGCUCGGGAAGCGGCCAACGCCAAAGAAGGGUAAGGCCAAGCUCGUUACGCUGGGCGGCGACCAUAGCGUCGCACUUCCGGCGCUGCGUGCGCUAUACAAGAUCUAUGGUCGCCCGAUCACAGUGGUGCAUUUCGAUGCGCACCUCGAUACGUGGAAUCCCUUGCGGUAUUCCUCCGUCUGGGCCUCCGAGCAGUCCCGUUUCACGCACGGCAGCUUUUUCCAUACAGCUAGUGUCGAGGGCAUCAUCUCAAAUACCAGCUCAGUUCAUGCGGGGCUCCGAACUCGUCUCACGGGUACGGAUGAUGGGGACUAUACAAACCCGGGGCCGGAGCAGGGGUUUUUGCGGAUCCAUGCCGAUGACAUUGAUGACAUUGGCGCCAAAGGGGUUAUCGAGACCAUUAUUUCUCGUGUUGGCUUAUCCCCGAAUGAGCCUGUAUAUCUAAGCCUUGAUAUUGACGUUCUUGAUCCUAGCAUCGCUCCAGGAACAGGCACGCCGGAGCCGGGUGGUUGGACGACCCGAGAAUUGAUUAGAAUCCUUCGUGGCAUUGAGAAUUUGAAUCUCGUAGGGGCCGAUAUAGUGGAGGUUUCGCCUAGUUACGACGGCCAAGCCGAAGGCACGGCACUUGCCGCUGCCCAAGUGGUGUAUGAAUUGUUGUCCAGUAUGGUGAAGCUGGAGCUCAAAGCGGCUACUGGACAGGAGCAUCAGAACAACCGUGAUGAGUUGUGA
Molecule: messenger RNA, 1179 nt
Organism: Ophidiomyces ophidiicola
Lineage: Eukaryota; Fungi; Ascomycota; Eurotiomycetes; Onygenales; Onygenaceae
Exons: 2
Coding region: 1-1179 (392 amino acids)
Molecular function (GO): agmatinase activity; metal ion binding
Source: RefSeq, a predicted model, not a curated record